Molecule: messenger RNA, 1208 nt
Organism: Medicago truncatula (barrel medic)
Lineage: Eukaryota; Viridiplantae; Streptophyta; Magnoliopsida; Fabales; Fabaceae
Product: prohibitin-3, mitochondrial
Exons: 3
Coding region: 100-945 (281 amino acids)
Biological process (GO): mitochondrion organization
Cellular component (GO): membrane; mitochondrion
Source: RefSeq, a predicted model, not a curated record
CUUCCUAACCAAGCAAUCUAUUUUUCAUAUAAAUAAAUAAAUGAACAUAAACCCCACACUUCAUUUCUCUUAAACCCUAACAAACUCUUCUCCAAAAAAAUGGGAAGCAACCAAGCCGCAGUCUCCUUCCUAACCAACCUCGCCCGUGCCGCUUUCGGCCUCGGCACCGCCGCAACCGUUGUCAACACCUCCCUCUACACCGUCGAUGGUGGCCAACGCGCCGUCCUCUUCGACCGUUUUCGCGGAAUCCUCGACCAAUCAAUCGGUGAAGGAACCCAUUUCCUCAUCCCAUGGGUUCAAAAGCCUUACAUCUUCGAUAUCAAAACUCGUCCCCACACAUUCUCUUCAAUCUCUGGCACCAAAGAUCUUCAAAUGGUUAACCUAACUCUCCGUGUUCUUUCUCGUCCUGAUACUGAGAAUUUACCUACCAUUGUUCAGAAUCUCGGUCUCGAAUACGACGAAAAAGUUCUUCCUUCAAUCGGUAACGAAGUUUUGAAAGCUGUUGUGGCGCAAUUCAAUGCUGAUCAGCUCCUUACAGAGCGUCCACAGGUGUCUGCACUUGUCCGGGAGAGCCUUGUCCGGCGUGCUAAGGAUUUUAACAUCGUUCUUGAUGAUGUGGCGAUCACACAUUUGUCUUAUGGUACUGAAUUUUCGCGUGCUGUGGAGCAGAAGCAGGUGGCUCAACAGGAAGCAGAGAGGUCGAAAUUUGUUGUGAUGAAGGCAGAGCAAGAGCGUCGGGCUGCGAUUAUUCGGGCUGAAGGUGAGAGUGAGGCUGCUAAGUUGAUUUCUGAUGCUACUGCUGCUUUUGGGAAGGGGUUGAUUGAACUUAGGAUGAUUGAGGCUGCUAGGGAAAUUGCAAGGACGUUAGCGAAAUCGCCUAAUGUUACUUAUCUUCCUGGUGGAAAUAACAUGAUCAUGUCUCUUAAUACUCCAACUGGUCGUUGAUUGUUGUUGGGCUCAAUGAUCCUUUUAUGGUGCAAUGGCGUGGUUGGAAUUAGAUUAGUCUUGAGGUUUUGCUGAAAGGAAGCUUUUCUUUUGUUGUAGGCCCGAUCUCAUCUGACCAGAAUUCAAUAGAAUUUUAGAAAUGUAGAAAUAAUUUUGGCACUUCUUGUUUAUGGAUAAUUAAUGAGUUUUAUGUGUACAAUGGUGACUACAUGCUUGGAAUAUAUUGGGUGACAUGAAAUUGAGUAAUACUUUCUUGGGGUUUA